UGACUGUCAUGUUUGUCAGAUGGUUUGUCAACAAAAACACUCAUCAAAAUUAUCAAAAAUCCAAUUUUCUUGCGAAAAGAAACUCCAAUAAAAUUCUACAUUCAUUAUCUUAUAGAUGAUUCACUUAAGGCUAAGUUUGCUAAGAACAAUAAGUACAAGCUACAAAGUGAUAAGAAAGGCCAGCGGAGGCAGCAAGAUGGCAGAAAGGAAGAUAGCAGUAUGCCAAAUGACGUCCAUUGGAGAUAAGGCUAAGAACGUGGAGGUGGUCUCCAAACUUGUGAGUGAUGCUUCAAAGGAAAAUGUUCAGAUGCUGUUCUUCCCAGAAGCGUGUGACUUCAUAUUUGACAACAAGAAGUCUAUGCUGGAGGCGGCCGAGCCACUUGGAGGCUCCCUAGUCGGACAGUACCGGGCGCUGGCGAGGGACCAUGGAGUGUGGCUGUCUAUGGGAGGUGUUCAUGAGAAGGAUGAGACUGACACAUCAAAAGUGUACAACACGCACAUAAUAAUAGAUAACACCGGGUCCAUAGUCCAGACAUACCGGAAGCUACAUCUCUUUGAUGUGGAGAUUCCGGAGAGGAAUGUGCGACUGAAGGAGAGUGAUUUCUCCAAAGCCGGCUGCCAUAUUGUCACUCCGGUUACUAGUCCGGUCGGGAAGAUUGGGCUUGGUAUCUGCUAUGAUCUGAGGUUCCCAGAGCUAAGCACCCAGCUAGCGAUGCUGGGGGCCGACGUACUGACGUAUCCCUCUGCCUUCACCCACGCCACCGGGCAGGCGCACUGGGAGAUCAUGCUGAGAGCAAGAGCAAUAGAAAACCAAUGCUACGUGAUAGCAGCAGCGCAAGUCGGCCACCACAACGAGAAAAGGCGGUCUUAUGGCCGAGCGAUGUGCGUGAGUCCGUGGGGCGACAUACUGGCAGACUGUGGCCUGGAAGAUACUGCGUGCUAUAAGACCGCCGUGGUAGAUUUGAAGAAUUUGCAGAAUGUGAGAACGAAUAUGCCGGUUUUCUCGCAUAGGAGACGCGACGUGUAUUCGUUAUACUGCUUCAGUCUACGCAAGAACUUGCUGGACGCCGCGCCCGCCGCGCCAUCUGGCGGGGAGACGGAGUAUAAGGGACCUACUAAUGUUUUCGGCCAUGUCCUGGUGCCAGAGACGUGUGUGUUCUACAAGAGCAAAUUGACAUACGCCUUCGUCAACAAACGUUGCGUGGUCCCGGGCCACGUGCUGGUGGCGCCGGCGCGGCUCGCGGAACGGAACCUCGACCUGUCGGAGGAAGAGGCCGACGACUUCUACAAGACUGUGCGGCUUGUGCAGAAAUUGAUGGAGCGAGUCCACAACACAAAUUCCUGCACGGUCACCAUACAGGAUGGUGAAUAUGCGGGACAGACUGUUAAGCACCUCCACUGUCACAUAAUGCCGAGGAAAAAGGGAGACUUCAUUGAAAACGACCACAUAUACUUGGAGCUCGCCAAGCACGACCAACUCGUUGCCGGAUAUCCGGCGAAACCCGGAAGGACUUUAGCAGAAAUGGAGGAAGAGGCAGCCAUGUUGCGAAAAGAAAUACAAAAACUUUUAGUAGUCGAAAGUUAGCCAUUGCUUGUGAUAUGUAAAUAGAUUUUUAAAAUAAGCGUAAGUUAUUCUGACAAAUAUACGAUAAUUUAACUUAAAA
Messenger RNA from Plutella xylostella (diamondback moth), 1664 nucleotides. It is a transcript of the gene NitFhit, whose product is annotated as ntrilase and fragile histidine triad fusion protein NitFhit. Gene Ontology annotation, biological process: nucleobase-containing compound metabolic process. Lineage: Eukaryota; Metazoa; Arthropoda; Insecta; Lepidoptera; Plutellidae. The record is from RefSeq and is a predicted model, not a curated record. Gene Ontology annotation, molecular function: bis(5'-adenosyl)-triphosphatase activity; hydrolase activity, acting on carbon-nitrogen (but not peptide) bonds, in linear amides.